Molecule: messenger RNA, 569 nt
Organism: Lasiosphaeria miniovina
Lineage: Eukaryota; Fungi; Ascomycota; Sordariomycetes; Sordariales; Lasiosphaeriaceae
Exons: 2
Coding region: 78-332 (84 amino acids)
Source: RefSeq, a predicted model, not a curated record
CCAGAUUCCGAGGCACGACAAGUCACUCGGCCAGCCAGGAGCGUGCGUUUGGAUUCUUGAUCCCAAAGGUUGCCCGCAUGAUCCUUUCACUAAUUAUUACUCGGGGAAUUUGGAGGAUUUCCCUCCACCUGGGCUGCCUAAUUAACUGGCCACUCACUGCUUGCAACUCAACGACAACCAACAACCAACAAUAUUUUCCUGUCGCGGAUUUGCUAGUUCACAGUCCUAGCCGCGAAUCAUCUUGUCGCAUGCUGGGCUGUGCCGCGAUGACUUCACCGCAGAAGCUCCGACGUCCGAGGGGUGCAGAGUCGCGAACUCACCCUGAGUCCUGAGCUUCACAGACACAAUUGAAGUUAUGUGCUUCAUUCGCCGCACAAAGGAAAAUCACGGCUUGUACAAGACAAUUGUUAGGCUGCCUUUAUCCACUCCAAUCGGAGUUCUAUUGUCAAGGUCGCUAUGCCGACUGUUCAGUGGUGCUCCUCAAAGAGCGAGACUUGAAGUAUAUAACAUGUCGUCCCUGUACCACGGUGUCGAAAACAACACUUUUAUUAAUACUACUGAGUUCUGUC